UUCUUCUGCGUCGUUACUCGUGAAUUGAAAGCGAAGCUGCGAGGGCUGAAGUUUAUCCUCCGCCCAGCUCACUGUAGAACUUACGAGAGACGACUACCACCCCUUCCCUUUCCGCAUUCAAGAAACCAGAAGAAAGCGUGUGUCGGUCUGACAUGAGCCGGGACAGGAGAGAAAGAAUACCACAGCACAGGACAACAUAAAACACCUCGCAUUUGUUGAAGCUGUCGCUGUGGACCUGACUGAAACGCUUAGCAUUAGCUUUAAUUUGAAGACAUCCGUAGAGACUAGGUAGAGUUGUACUCGUUUUUGACUUACUCCGUGGAAGACUGCAGCCGGCUGAGAAGAUGCCCCCCAGAUGCAGAUGGUUGGAGCUGAAGCAAGCAGGGAAUGAGAGCUUCAAGAAAGGCCAGUACGGAGAGGCGUCAGAGCGUUACAGCCAGGCUAUCAAAGAAUUCGAGAAGUCAGGCAAGAAGAGCCCAGAGGACCUGAGCAUUCUCUACUCCAACCGGGCCGCCAGCUACCUCAAGGAUGGAAACUGCAGCGAGUGUGUGAAGGACUGCAACAUGUCUCUGGACCUGGUGCCAUUCGGGGUGAAGUCCCUGCUGAGGCGAGCGGCGGCCUACGAGGCCAUGGAGCGCUACAGGCAGGCCUACGUGGACUACAAGACCGCCCUGCAGGUGGACUGCAACAUCCCCGCCGCACACGACGGAACCAACCGGAUGACAAAGGUUCUGACAGAGAUGGACGGGCUGGCCUGGAGGGAGAAGCUGCCAGAGACCCCGGCGGUACCGAUGGAGGUCCGAGAGAGGCUGGCCCAGCAGGCUAGACAGAGCUCCAACACCCCCAAACAGCAGCAUAACGGAGCUAGGGACGUACCUGCUCCUAGUCAGCAGGAUGUGCGCAAGGCCCAGGUCCUGAAGGAUGAGGGCAACGCUCUGGUGAAGAAGGGCCAGUACCAGAAGGCUGUGGAGAAAUACAGCCAGAGUCUGAAGCUCAACCCCACAGAGAUCACCACUCUCACCAACAGGGCUCUGUGCUACCUGUCAGUGAAGCAGUUCAGGGAGGCGGUGAGGGACUGUGAUGAGGCUUUGGUGAUGGACGGCAGCAACAUCAAGGCUCUUUACAGGAGGGCCCAGGCACACCGGGAGCUCAAGGACAGCAAAGCGUGCAUGGAGGACCUCAACAGGCUGCUGAGGGUGGAGCCCAAGAACACGGCCGCACUGAACCUGCUGCAAGAAGUCCAGAAGAAGAAGUGAUAGCUCUCCAGGAAGGUGGAGGAAGUGGUGACAAUCAUGUGACUGCCUGGAGAGGGGGGGGGGAGGAGAUUGAGGAGGAGGGACGUUUGGCUGGGCAGGGACAUGAUUGGUCCGUUUUGGAGAACAGAGCAGGGUUACCGCCUUCCCUUGAACGCAUGUUAGGAAUUCUUCAGCGUUUGUCCGUUUUGAGUUGAAGCAAGUGUAGCCGUGGCUAGUUCAGCCGGCCUCUGUAUUUAAAUACCGACGGGACAAUCGUCCGUUUAUCUUUGGUCCAGUGUCUUCACAAUGGCCCAUGGAUGAACAGCAGAGUUUCCAGCUGCCUCAACAACUCACUCCCCUCUGCCACCGGAGCCUUCAGUAUAUCAGAGUUUCUGAAAAUUAAUUUUUGCUGAGAUAUUUGUUGUUUACUAGUAUUUAUGAAUGUUAAUGACACACUCGCAUACCAAUAGUUCUUAAGUAACUUAAAAAACAACUUCUUUAAAUUCAAAUCCUCCUGCCUUUGCUGUUAGGUAAACAACUCAUCAGUUAUUCAGGAUUAUUAUGGUCUGUAAACCUGUUUUCUUGUUCCUGGUUUGACUUGGAUGUCGGGUGUGAUGCCCUCGAGGAUAUCCUGGGUGUUUUCUUAGACCGGACUAGCUGGCUAGUUUCUGAUUGGCUUAGACUGGUUUUGUGUGAUGUUAUGCUAAGUCACAUCACAUGCACUUAAGUGAGCCGAUCAGAAACGCAUAAAAAAUGUAUUUGCUUGCUGAUACUGAUGUGGUUUGAUCUGUUUUUCUUGAAGGCUGUACCUAAUAAAACAGAUGAACACGAUUCAGAGCAUUGGUUCACUGUGAAGGAUAAGAUCUCACUUUCUGCUUCCACGUAAGAGCAACAGCACUCCGCUUGGUUUCUAGUCAUCAAGAUGACCUCCCACUACGGGAUGUUUUUUAGUUACAUCCGGUUAACUUCAAUGCCUCCCGGUGACUUCAGCACAUGGUUCUGGGAUGGUUUGGGGGGUGUUCUGCGACUCCUUUGUCCUCCAAAGUUCAGUGGACCUCGGAGGAGGAAAUCCACCACACACUUUCAAACUCAACCGCUUAUCUUUCAUUGUUCUUUGCGGAUUUCAUCAUGUCUGAUCAAUAGCAGCCGUCCUCGGUUUCACGUUUGAUGUAAUGCAUACUGAGGAUGUACUGUACGUCUUGCCUGCUUCAAAAUACUACAAUUGUAAUUUAAUGGCAACGGUUGACCGGUUAGAAUUACCUUUCCAAUAAAGUUCUUACUUGGUU
Molecule: messenger RNA, 2521 nt
Organism: Gadus macrocephalus (Pacific cod)
Lineage: Eukaryota; Metazoa; Chordata; Actinopteri; Gadiformes; Gadidae
Gene: tomm34
Product: translocase of outer mitochondrial membrane 34
Exons: 8
Coding region: 345-1256 (303 amino acids)
Cellular component (GO): cytosol; mitochondrion
Molecular function (GO): heat shock protein binding
Source: RefSeq, a predicted model, not a curated record